AUGUCAAUCCCACCCCUCUCCCUCGAACCAAAUGCCCUCUACGUUCUCCUCAUUGACCUAGGCGGUAGCUGUCCCUUUGAAUGGAAACUAUAUCUCGCCUCAACACCCACAACGGGCCGAACCUUCUAUAUAACCAACGACACAGGCCCAAUCGCCUGGCAAUACAAAACCGAGGUCGUUUAUAGCAUAGCAAGCGACACGCGGGUAGUGUUAGCGUUGAAGAUUGGCGCAAUCGGACCCGUCCUGCAUGCCGCACUGGGGACACGUCUGGCACUUGUCCCGCUGGCGUUGUUCUCGGCUCGCUUCCGAGAGGGUCUUUGUUGCCGCGUGUGGGUCCAGGAGGCGCUUUUUGCCUUGGAUGAUGAGGGUUAUAUUAGUCUUGUCCGGAGUAUUGUGGAUAUCGAGCAGGAGGCGAGGCAGCUUGGGAUGCUUGAUAGAAGCCGGGGGACUAGGUCCGCGGUCAGGAGUAGUGGGUUUGGUGAUUGA
Penicillium coprophilum is the source of this 486-nucleotide messenger RNA. RefSeq lists its product as uncharacterized. Lineage: Eukaryota; Fungi; Ascomycota; Eurotiomycetes; Eurotiales; Aspergillaceae. Bases 1 to 486 code for a protein of 161 amino acids. The transcript has a single exon. The record is from RefSeq and is a predicted model, not a curated record.